Messenger RNA from Cryptomeria japonica (Japanese cedar), 1621 nucleotides. Its product is annotated as cysteine-rich receptor-like protein kinase 44. Lineage: Eukaryota; Viridiplantae; Streptophyta; Pinopsida; Cupressales; Cupressaceae. The record is from RefSeq and is a predicted model, not a curated record. Gene Ontology annotation, biological process: protein phosphorylation. Gene Ontology annotation, molecular function: ATP binding; protein kinase activity. The coding region runs from base 170 to 1510 and encodes 446 amino acids. The transcript is spliced from 7 exons.
UUCUGGAUCAACAACUACCACCGCAUUUUAUACGAUAAACGGUCAGCUGCAAUGUUGGAGGGAUUUAACUUCUGUUGAGGACUGCGGAACAUGCCUAAGGCAAGCAAUUCGUAAGCUGUUGGAUGUGACGUUUACGGACGAAGGAACUUUUCAGGGAGGAGUGAGCCUGAUGGGAAGUUGCUUUGCUCGUUACGAAACGUACUCAUUCUUUCAUCCCGCCCCUCCACCGCCACCGUCUCCCAUCAAAGUGCUUUCUCCACCACCGUCAUCACUUCCAACAGCGACAAAGUCUUCAAACAAAGUAGGUAUAGUUUUGGGUAUUGUUGCCGGCUCAUUGGUGAUGUUACUGUUAUGCCUAUUUGCAAUCCGAAGGAAAUUCAAGUUUGCUUUUUUCUGGAAGCACGCCGUCUUAAGGAAAGAGAAUCUAGAUAGUGAGGUAGACUCAGAAAUCGGCCACAAGCAGGAGAUAAACUUUAAUUUGGAAAAUAUCAAGGCUGCAACUAGCGAUUUCCAUGAAGAUAACAAGCUUGGAGAAGGAGGCUUCGGCUCUGUAUACAAGGGCACUAUGCCAAAUGGAUUACAAAUAGCGGUAAAGAGGCUUUCCGUGCAAUCAUCGCAAGGGAAAAAGCAGUUUCUAAAUGAGAUUAAGUUGGUCGCCAAAAUUCAACAUCGUAAUCUUGUGAAUCUGCUUCGAUGUUGUGCUGAGGGAUCAGAACGCUUGCUUGUUUAUGAAUUCUUGCCUAACAAGAGCCUUGACAAAAUUCUAUUUCAUCCAGAGCGGAGCCAAGAACUUGACUGGCCAAAGCGUUUGAACAUCAUACUUGGAGUAGCCCGUGGACUUCUAUAUUUACACCAAGAUUCUCAGUUGCAGAUUAUUCAUCGGGAUAUCAAAGCGAGCAAUAUUUUGCUUGAUGAGAAAAUGCAGCCAAAAAUAUCAGAUUUUGGUUUAGCUAGGUUAUUUCAGCUAGACGAGACUCAUGUCAAUACAAUGGUUGCAGGGACACUUGGUUAUAUGGCACCGGAGUAUGCUGUAGGUGGUCAACUAUCUGUUAAAGCGGAUGUUUACAGUUUCGGUGUUCUUAUUUUAGAAAUUAUGUGUGGAAGAAAGAACUCUGAUAGUAGAUUGCCUCUUGAAUAUCAAAGCCUUUUGGAAUGGGUAUGGAGAUUGUACAGGGAUGGAAAUAUCAUUGAUAUUAUUGACAAAGCUAUACUAAAAUAUUUUCCUAAUGAACAAGUUUCAAGAUGCAUUCAUGUGGGACUUUUAUGUACACAAGGAAAUCCAUCACUUCGCCCACCAAUGAUCAAUGUAUAUACAGUGCUUUUGGAUAAUUCUGUGACCAACUUGCCAAAUCCCGCAAAGCCCGCUUAUCUCAGCAUUACACAAGAUAAUGUUCCACGACGUGCAUCAACAUCAACAUCUACAAGCGCAACUUCAUCUGCUUCGUCUACCACGCCAUUGGCUUACCCAUCUAUCAAUGAUACAUCAAUAACAGAUUUGGGUCCUAGAUAAUCUUGUUUACUUUCUAAAUCUAGUUUUAUAAGAGAACUUGCAUAUCAAACUAUAUAUGACAAAUUCUUAUGAUAGUAAACUGUAAUAGCGUUAUUUUUAUGGUGUAAAUUA